AAAAAAAAACCAAGAGAGAGAAAGACCGUAGCUGUUUCAACGGCACCUCACCACACCAGUUGGCUACUCCUCCAUCGUUCCCACCUUUCCUCCAUUUUCUCACUAACAAAAAUAAGAAAACCCCAAACCAAAAAAAAAAAAAAACAUAACAGGGUGUGGGAAAAGGAAAAAAGAAAAACCUGGGUUACCCUAAAACCAAACCACACCUCACAAAAACAAAACAACGCAACCCUAAAAAAUCAACCAAUUCAUUCCCCUUUAACUCCCAAACCAAAAACACUAAACACAUUUUUUCUUUUUCUUUUUCUUUUCUUUCUCCCCUAAUGCCACCUCCAUAGAAAUUAUUCCAUCUUUUUAUUUAUUCAUUCAUUUACUUUAACAAAUUGUUAGAAAAUGCAACACAAAAUCUUCGCCACAAUGCGUAGCUUGAAGAUCAUGGAUGGUUGCAAGGGCACUCAGGUCUACGCCAUCAACCCCUCCGGCGCCGGUGGCGCCGACGGCCCAACCGGCGGUGGAAUCGGCGAGAAGCUUCUCCAACAGCUCCACGACCACAUCAAAGGCCAAACCCUAAGAACCAAAUCGGUUCGGAACUUGCAAGCUACGAACCAUACGACGCCGUCGGAGGUUGUCCUCUCCGACGGCUCGCUCCUUCCUUAUGGCCUCUCCAUGACGGACCUUCUGGAGCCCAAAAUUGAGCCUUCCUUGAUGUCGGUGGACUUCGUCGAAACUCUCGCCGGAGUCCACCGCCGCACAGGGGACUGCCCCCAGUUCGACCGCUCCGAGGUCUACCUGGAGCAAUGCGCGGUGUUUCAGGGGCUGGCCGAUCCGAAGCUCUUCCGCCGCAGCCUCCGAGCCGCCCGGCAGCACGCCGUCCACGUGCACGCCAAGGUCGUGCUUGCGGCGUGGCUGCGCCACGAGCGGCGCGAGGACGAGCUCAUCGGCUCAUCCUCGAGCGACUGCAGUGGGAGGAACCUUGAGUGCCCCCGCGCCACGCUGACUCCGGGCUAUGACCCAGAGUCGGUGUUUGAUUCCUGCGCGUGCACGCGUGCACACGCAGGGAAUCGUGAUAUUGAUGAUGAUGCAAUGACAAUAGUGGUUGAUGAGCAAUGCUCCACCUCGGAGGAGGAGGAGGAGGAGGAGGAGGAGGAUGGUGACAUGUCUUUUUUUGUUGGUGAUGAUGAGAUUAAGUGUAAUAGGUUCAAUAUAGCCUCACUUUCAAGGCCCUUUAAGACAAUGUUGUAUGGUGGAUUCGUAGAGUCAUUGAAGGAGAAGAUAAAUUUUUCAGGGAAUUGUUUUUCUGUUGAGGCAUUGAGGGCUGCUGAUGUGUUCAGUAGGACUAAGAGGUUGAGCCAUUUGGAGCCCAGGGUUGUUUUAGAGUUGCUAUCUUUGGCGAACCGGUUUUGUUGCGAUGAGAUGAAGAAUGCUUGUGAUGUGCAUUUGGCGUCGCUGGUUUGUGACAUAGAUGAUGCCUUGUUGCUUGUGGAGUAUGGAUUGGAGGAGACUGCAUAUCUGCUUGUGGCGGCUUGCUUGCAGGUGUUUCUCCGGGAGCUUCCCGGUUCAUUGCAGAGUUCGAGUGUUGUGAAGAUGUUUUGUAGUCCAGAGGGUAGGGAUAGGCUGGCUCUGGCAGGGCACGUGUCGUUUGUGUUGUAUUAUUUUUUGAGUCAGAUUGCCAUGGAGGAAGAGAUGAGGUCGAACACCACUGUGAUGCUGUUGGAGAGGUUAGUGGAGUGCGCAACCGAUGGUUGGGAGAAGCAAAUUGCGUUUCACCUAUUGGGUGUUGUUAUGCUUGAGAGAAAAGAAUAUAAGGAUGCACAACAUUGGUUUCAGGCAGCGGUAGAUGCAGGGCAUGUUUAUUCUUUAGUGGGAGUUGCAAGGGCAAAAUAUAAGCGUGGUCACACGUAUUCAGCAUAUAAGUUGAUGAACUCACUUAUUUCUGAUCAUAAACCGGUUGGGUGGAUGUAUCAGGAAAGGUCUUUGUAUUGUGUUGGGAAGGAGAAAUUGAUGGACUUGAUGUCUGCAACUGAGUUAGAUCCAACUCUUUCCUUUCCUUAUAAAUUCCGGGCUGUUUCUUUUCUGCAGGAAAACAAGAUUGGACCUGCCAUUGCAGAAAUCAACAAAAUAAUCGGUUUCAGGGUUUCUCCAGACUGCCUAGAAUUGAGAGCUUGGUUCUUGAUUGCCAUGGAAGAUUAUGAAGGAGCCCUCAGGGAUGUCCGGGCAAUUUUGACGUUGGAUCCAAAUUAUAUGAUGUUCUAUGGGCAUAUGCAUGGUGAUCAGUUGGUAGAACUUCUCCAACCUGCUGUUCAGCAGUGGAGUCAGGCUGAUUGCUGGAUGCAGUUGUAUGACCGAUGGUCCUCUGUUGAUGAUAUUGGUUCUUUGGCUGUUGUACACCAGAUGUUAGCAAAUGACCCGGGGAAAAGUCUUUUACAUUUUCGGCAAUCUCUCCUUCUGCUACGGUUGAAUUGUCCAAAGUCUGCAAUGCGUAGUUUGCGGCUGGCUAGAAAUUAUUCUACUUCUGAUCAUGAAAGGCUUGUCUAUGAAGGAUGGAUACUGUAUGACACUGGCCAUCGUGAAGAAGCAUUAGCAAAGGCUGAGGAAUCUAUUUCUAUUCAAAGAUCAUUUGAAGCUUACUUUCUCAAAGCUUAUGCAUUAGCUGACUCAAAUCUUGAUUCAGAGUCUUCAAAGUAUGUGAUCAGUCUCUUGGAGGAAGCUCUUAGAUGCCCUUCAGAUGGUCUUCGGAAAGGACAAGCACUGAAUAAUUUAGGGAGUGUCUACGUAGACUGUGAUAAACUGGACCUUGCUGCUGACUGCUACAUGAAUGCACUCAACAUCAAGCAUACUCGAGCACAUCAGGGGUUGGCACGUGUAUAUCAUCUUAAAAAUCACCGCAAAGCAGCAUAUGAUGAGAUGACAAAGCUAAUAGAAAAGGCACGGGGUAAUGCAUCAGCUUAUGAGAAGCGUUCAGAAUAUUGUGACCGUGACAUGGCAAAGAGUGAUCUUGGUAUGGCAUCACAAUUGGAUCCUCUAAGGACUUAUCCUUACAGAUACAGGGCAGCAGUUUUAAUGGAUGAUCAUAAGGAAGUUGAGGCAAUAGAAGAGCUUUCAAGAGCCAUUGAUUUUAAGCCAGAUCUGCAACUAUUACAUCUUCGAGCGGCAUUUUACGACUCAAUCGGUGAUUUUGUCUUCGCAGUCCGGGACUGUGAAGCAGCCCUUUGUCUUGAUCCUAAUCAUAAUGAGAUUCUUGAUCUUUGUAAUAAAGCACGGGAGCAUAUUCGAGAACCAAAGUGACGGAAUCAGAUAUUUUAAAAAAAAAAUCAUGGUUUCCUAGUGUUCCCUAUUGGGACAAGCCUAUUCUUGCCAAACUGUACUUUUUCUACUCGUGAAGGUAGUAAUCAUCAAUGUCAUUCACCUGUUAGAUUGUCUCCAGAAACAGCACGGUCUAUAUCUUUCAGCUGGCCUUCUGGAGAGUAGAACCACAGAAAAGGGAAAAGAAAGGUUAGAAAGGUCAUUUGGAUUGAAACCAAAGAGAGGAAGCAGAGGAGCAGGAUAGCUUGUAAAUAUAUGUAAUGACUUAUGUUUUUGUCAGAGUAUGGUCAAGUAGUGCAGACAACUGCUGCUGCUAUGCUCCAGUAUGCCACACCAGCAAAUUGGUGAUGAGUUACUAGUUAGACAAAACAUGUACAUGAAAAAACCAAUUUGUUAUGUAAGUCCCAAGAUUUAGAUAACUACCAUUAUAUUUUUGGCUGAGCAAUUGGCCAAUUCACAUUGUGUUAUAACAUUCUCCACUUUUCUCUGUUGUAUAAACACAAUUUUCCCUGACGACCCUUUGAACAUAUAUUGAUGAUGAGUUAUCCUUGGAGAA
Molecule: messenger RNA, 3859 nt
Organism: Glycine soja
Lineage: Eukaryota; Viridiplantae; Streptophyta; Magnoliopsida; Fabales; Fabaceae
Product: ethylene-overproduction protein 1-like
Exons: 4
Coding region: 394-3285 (963 amino acids)
Biological process (GO): negative regulation of ethylene-activated signaling pathway
Molecular function (GO): protein binding
Source: RefSeq, a predicted model, not a curated record